CAAGACUACCGACUCAUCACAAUCUGCAAACUUAAAUAUUGGAAUAUCCCAAAAAUUAACUUCUAAUUUAAAUAUAUCAAAAACGAAACCAUUGACAACAUUGCUAAACACUUCGGAUUCUACGCAUUCGUUGAAGUCGUUGUCGUCCUAUACGGGUUCUAAUUCAUCAGUUUCAUCUAAUUUGAAUAAUGUGGAACACAGUUCUUUGAAAUCUAGCGCUGGGUUUCAAUCCUCAACAUUUCAAAAGAACACAAUACCACCUUCCCAAGUAGUAAAUAGCACAAAUACCUUGCGGAUACAAGCACCAUCGAAUCCUCUUAUUGCGCCUCCAUCCAUAUUCGCAAUUGCAAUAUUUGCAAAGCUGCAAGAUGUGCAGUUACCUUCUAACGACCUUUUCACAUUUGAACUUUUCUCAACAGGGUCAAGUAAUCAAAAAGGUUUUGCAUUUGAUCAACCAAGUCCGGAUGAUAUUAUUUUAAAUGCCCAAAGUAAAAAGGUUUUUGGUGCUUCAAAAGGCAAACAAAUAGCUACACAGCCAUCACCGUUACUACCGCCGGUAAAUACAACUAAUAAUGGAACAAAAAAGCAUAUAGAUAAAUCAAUUAAGGAGAGCGAUGAUGAUUUGAUUGGAAUUUUAGAAGAAGAAGAUGAGCAAUUGAAAAUUGAUAUUAGUGCACUCUCUCUGGCAGAGUUAUCAAAAACUCCGUUUAACAAGAUCUCAGAACCUAUUAAUGAACUUGCAAAUCAAGGGCCAGUUGUUCCUCAUAUAUCACUAAAUGAACAAAAAACUCCAACAAAAACAAAUGUAAAGCCUUCAAAACGUAUUAAUGUCCUUGAAGAAUAUAAAAAACGCGUUGCUGACAAGCUUUCAUUAAACUUAGUAGUGAUCGGUAGUCUUGCUUUUAUUUG
Racocetra persica is the source of this 909-nucleotide messenger RNA. The record is from the annotation of a GenBank genome assembly. NCBI's taxonomy places the organism in Eukaryota, Fungi, Glomeromycota, Glomeromycetes, Diversisporales, Gigasporaceae.